Trichobilharzia regenti is the source of this 3193-nucleotide messenger RNA. The record is from the annotation of a GenBank genome assembly. Lineage: Eukaryota; Metazoa; Platyhelminthes; Trematoda; Strigeidida; Schistosomatidae.
AUGCAGAGCCAUCCACACUUUUCAACAUUAAACUCAAGUUUACACGUGUCACACCAUCUAUCCAUUUUUGCUAAUUCUUCAUGUAUGGGGUUCAUAGUUGGGCCGAUAUCUGUAUUUGUGCAGGUAUAUGUCACCUUCAAGUCAUCUGCAUACAGUAUUGGCUUGCCUAUACUGAAACAUUCACAUAUACUGUUUAUGUAUAUUAUGAAAAGAAGGGGUCCCAAUACACUCCCCUGGAUGACACCACUGCUGAUUGGUCUAGGUCUGGAGGUCAUUGAGACAACUUUAGUUGUCUGAUUCCUGUCAUACAGAAAUGAUUUUAUCCAAUUGUAGAGGGGGUUGCGUAUCCCCAGUGAGCAUAGCCUACCGACUAACAGACUAUGUGGGACUCUGUCGAAGGCUUUCCUUAUAUCGAAAUAGAGGAUAAUCACUAGCUCUCUCCUAUCUCUUCUAUAGGUGACUUCGUUGAAAAAGUCUAUAUGGCAAGUGACGCAAGAUCUUUUCUUGAGGAAUCCGUGUUGUGACAGGUUGAUGAGUUUAUGUUUUAGAAAGUAGUCUGACAUUUGGUCUUUGAUUACUUUCUCCAUGAUCCUUGAUAUGACUGGUGUUAUAUUGAUAGGCCUAUAAUUACAUGCACUAGUUUUGGCCCCUCCUUUAUGCUUAGGUGAUAUAUAUGUGUUUUUCCAAGUUUCAGGGUAGGUUUCGGUCACUAGUGAGAUAUUAAAUAUUCUAAGUAAUAAUACAAUCAUAUCCGUACCACCGUUUUUGUAUAUGACGGAUGGUAUAUCGUCUAUCCCACAACUACUGUUAGCUUUUAAUGUCCUCACCGCCGAUGCUAUAUUUUGUAUAUUAAAGUUUAUUUCACCUAACUUGUAGUUAUUUUUGCAGGUUAUGUCGAGAAUUGGGGACGGAUGUGCUUUGGUGUUAUUGGAGAACCACUCACUCAGGAGUUCACUAAUGAUCUGGGGAUCAUCAUAAAUUAUAUCUUCGUGUUCUAAAUGACUGAUAUUGUUUUCUUCACCCUUCUUCAGCCGUUUUUGCAAGAUUUUGCAGAGUUCCUGGGUUUUAGAGGUGCCCUCUAGGGCUUUAUUUUCCUCCACUUGUGCUUUCAUUUUAUGUCUCUCCUCGAGAUUUUUAAAUAUUUCGUGUAUCAGGUGUAAUGCAUUAAAUUCUUUGUAUAAAUAAAAUCUCCUUUUUAGUUUCCUUAGUUUUAUUCGCGUUUUGCGAUCUAUGAACAUAGUUGGUGUCUUUUGGGCAGAUUUCAGGGGUGCGAUUGUGUCUCUUACCGAACUGAUUGUCUUGUAGAAGGUAUUUAGUAUUACUUCUAAGUUAUUAUUGGUGAAGUAUUCUCCCCAGUACAUGAGAGUACAUGAGGGACUCCAGUUAACUGGCAUAAUCAACAGGAUAAAUGACACAAGGAGUAGGCAAAUUACAAUCGUUCACUUACACAAGUUAUACAUAACGAAAGCUAAUGUAUUGGUACCUAUAAGGUCACUUUACACAGGUGGAAGCAAUGUACACAGCACAGCGCUGGACUUAUUUAUCACGUACUGUUGAAAUCCGCUUGGAAAUUUUUUUGCCAAUAAUUUUUAAUAAAAUUGUAUUGCAUGUUAUCUAGAUUGAGGGAAAUUCCCAUUUUUUGGCUAGUUAUGUUGGUGUCCGCCUCAUGUGAUCUGACUGCGACACACUUUUAGCAUAUGGGUUGCAAUGAUUAGUGUUUCAGGCGGAAUGUAUCAACAUACCGGUGUAAUAAGGAAGAUACGAUAGUUAGAGGGUAAUGCCAUUUACACAAAUCGUUUACUCCGUGUAGAAGCUGCACCUUUCGGCAUAGUAUCGUUCAAUGAAGACUUCACAUCUCGGGAUAUCAAUACAGCCUAUUGUCGUGUGAAGAAUAGUCUUUUUUGACAAAAUAAUUCUCUCGGUGCCUGGAAAUCACCUGCAAAUGCUAUCAGAAUCGUUUGUGGGAACCUAAGUUAUCAUUUAGAUGUGCUUUUCACUCUAUCUGUGGUUGGACAGGAAUUAUGGUAAGUUGAGAGGUUAUUUCUAAGUGGAUUUCAUAUAUAUUGGCACUGAUUGGUGCAGUGUGCUAUGGGUUUUGUGAAUUAAAUGUACAAAAUGCCUCAACUUUAUUAAUAUUGUGCCAUUGUCUACUUAGCUGACUGAUACGGUAACAAACGAAUGUGGUUAACCACCUUCCUAAUCGUGACAACUGUCACGAUUAUUGCAAGUACAAUGCAGUGGAGAAGGCAAUUACUCGUGAAAAUUUCCUUGCUGUUCCAAUUAAUGCACUGAAUCAUUACACGGUAUGAUUAUACGCAUGAGUCGUGGUGAUUAUGAGAGCUGAAUCUAUUCAGCUUUAUUAUCAUUAAUAUGAAUUUAUUCUCUUUUACAAUUUCCACUGGCUGUAUACUUAAUGCUGCAAUAUUUUUGAUCACCAAUAGUGGAGAUGAAUUUCUCCUGAGAUUUCCAUUUACACAAAGCAGUACAGAUGGGUAUGACGAUUGAAUUUUCUGGUUUGCAUUAUAUGACAUUAUUACCCUCAUCAACAAAUCAGGUCUGCGUACUUUACAAUAGUUGAAGUGUUUCACUAUGUUGUUAGCACUGUGCAUAGCUGUUUAGAGUUGAGGCAUGUUCAGCUUAUAUUCGAUGCCUAUAAUCUUCUAAAUGUGAGAAUGUGAUUUCUGUAGGAUUCACAAAACCUUGUGGACUAGACAUUACUGAGACUGUGGAUUAAUUUCAAAGUAACACAUUUGCAAUACUUCAUUUCAUGUAAAAGUAUUUAGUGUGAAUUUGAUCUGCAAGUAAGUUUGAUGAGAGAAUGACGCCUCAAUAGUAUGGAUGUUCCAGAGUUUGUCUUGAAAUUUGCGUAUAAUCCUCAAAUACAGGAAAACAUAUGAUGUCUAUUUAUGUAUACGGCGACAACAUAAAUAUCAGCUGUAGACUACAAAUACAUUUAUCUGCAUGAGAUAUUACUUAGGAUUGACAAAAUCAUUGUAUUCAUAGUAUAUGCAAAUAUGUAGAAUUAUCUCUCGUAACUUCAUGUUGUGCUAAAUCUUACAUGUACUUUAUUUUUUCAGGUAUACGGAGGUUGUUGAAUAUGAAAUCAGCGGAAACAUCAUUCGGUCAAACUAACGUUAAUACCCUUCAUCAGAAUUUUCCUUUGUAAAUUAAUCAAAUGUUUAAUACACUCUUG